UUAGUUGUCAUGGUGACUUCUCAAAAUGGCGGUCCUUGAAGGAGCUCAAAUUCAAGAUUUAUUUCGCGAAAAGUUCACUGAAAAAAGAAAGAUUUUGYUAGUCAAAGCUCUGAAUUUCCCAGAKUAUGACGAGGAAGAUGAUCUUAAAAGUGCAAUUAUWUUAGAUGUUUACUACGAGGCGCUAUCUUUUGCUGUCAACCAAGGACUUCCUUGGAAUCAAGUCGCAGUGUUUUUUGAAAUUUUCCAAAAAACUGUGAAGAACAUUGCUGAUAUAGAUCAAACUCUGCUUAAUGCAAUCCAKCAUUUUGGGCAAGAUAUCGAAGGUUGUUCUUAUCUGUACUCGGAGUCUUCGCUGAAAUCCCUCGUGGACUAUGUUUUCAUGACGUUAUUUCAACACUAUAACCUUCAUCGUUAUGUCUUGACGYGUGAACGUGUUGAAGACAGGACAAAAUGURCAAUGGUGAUAGAGCCUCCCCUUGAACUACCUCCUCUGUCUGAUGCUAUCCCUAAAAUAGAAUGGGAUGAGAAACAGAAAUUGAAAGAAAUAGAUGAAAUGGAAGAGAGACAGAAACUGGAGCGUCAUACUCAUUACCAAAAACUUCUAGAGGAGGCCAGCAAGCACCUAGAAAUACCUUUUGAAGAACUAACUGUGAGUGAGCAACAAGUAAACAAGGAUGCAUUGACAAAUAUUGUCAAAGAUGUGGCAUGCGCCCAGGCUAAUGUUACAGAGACUUUACUCCAGGAAACCCUGGAUGAAAUCARAGAUACCUUGGAAUUCCAACAUAUGAGAGCAAAUGUGAUGGCAGAAUACGAAGAAUUUGAUGGUAAAGCUGCACGAAGGAAGUCAAAUGUUUCAAGUGGAAAAGCAAAGAAAAAAUAGUUUAAUGGCAUGCCUGGUGCAUUCUUGGUAACUCUUGGGUGAUUUCCUGUUAGGUUGCCGACUAUGAGAUGCUGUCAUUUUUAAAAAAGCAGAGGAAAACAAAAUAACAAAGCAAAACUUAAGUAUAGCUGCAACAGUURUUCAAGCGCAUAUGUAAUUUAAAGUCACAGAAAGAAUAUGUUCAUUGGAAACAAGGAUAUGAGGGUAGUGACCCAUAAAAAARUGGUUGUUACUAAGCUGAGUCGGCUAAAAAAGAACCUAUGAUAUUUUUGAUAAGUAGAACGAUUUAGCUUGGUUUGACAGUGUCUCAAUGAUGAAAGAUGCAGAGCAGCUUUGAUAUUGUGCAUAGUUUAAAURUUAUUGGUUGUAAAUAUACUUAGUUACUGUGUUCGCACAAGAGUAUGUCAGAAAUGUUUUGGUAUUUUAUUUUAUUAUUUGUCAAAACAUUAAUAUUUAUGUCAUUUUAUGGUUCUUUAUCUAUUACUGGCAUUUCAUUGUUUGAUAUGAUGUCACAGAUGGAAAUAAUAGGGAAUGUUGUAUAAAUAAAUAU
Molecule: messenger RNA, 1430 nt
Organism: Exaiptasia diaphana
Lineage: Eukaryota; Metazoa; Cnidaria; Anthozoa; Actiniaria; Aiptasiidae
Exons: 3
Coding region: 26-880 (284 amino acids)
Source: RefSeq, a predicted model, not a curated record